AUGGAAUCAAUGGAAUAUGAGCUCGCUAGGAACCUUACUCUAUUGUUCUUCGUGGAACGCCUGCUCGACAAAGGCGAGCCGCGCACGUUGCACGAUCUUUCCUGCCAGUUUGGUGCCAAAGGAUUCACCAAGGAGAUGCGACAAAUCGCUGGCGGGUCCCAGUCAGGAUUAAAGAAAUUCCUGGCUCAAUACCCGGCGUUGUUCAGCAUAGACGGGGACUAUGUUGAUAUCAACACGUUCCAGAAGCAUACGAGCGGGGCUGGUGCGUCGUCGAACAACGACUACAUCGAAGAAGCGAAGGAGUACUUCGCGAGCAAGAUGAUCCAGUACGGCGAGGGCACUGAAGUGCCAAUCAAAAGCCUCCUCGGCCACAGAAGCCAAGCCUCCCCGCAGGUGCGUCACAUCUCCGGUCAGAGGAUCAAGGAGUUCAAGGAGUUCCUCAUGAAACAUCCUGACAGCUUCCAGAUUAUCGACGAUAAUGUUGUUCUAGUCAGUGAAAAUCACAGGAGAGGUAAUGCACACACAAACUCUGAACAAUUCCAUAAUUUACCUGUAGCUAAUAUUAACACAGAUACAGCCCAACAGUUAUUAGAUUAUGUCGCACAAUGUAUAGAAGCUAAGGGACCUGUUAUGGUAGACCAACUCUUCCACUUGAUUGUGUCACGUUUUCCACAAGAGUAUUGGUAUCAGAUGUUUAAAUCUCCAGCUGAUUUAAGUGCUUUCUUAAAGAUCUUCUCAGACUCAUUCCAUGUUCAGGCAAACCUGGUCACACUUAUUAGUAAACCAAAAAUACCUGUAAUGUAUCUAAAUGCAAAAGCUAAAGCAAAGACUGAAACACCAAAGCCUGUGGUUGUGGAAGAAAAAGAAAAACCUGCAUCCCCUAUUCCUCCCCCAGUUGUAAGUCCGACACCUUCCGAUGGUAAAAUGAGCCCUGCAAACAGAAUACUCAGUCCUACUGAAUCUCCCCGAGGCACUCAAGCUAAUAUAGCCAAUCAGACCCUUAAACAAAGAAUUAAUUCUAUUGUAAUAAAGAACUUGGCAGAAAAUAUGGUCAGAGAUAGGGUUAAUAAUCACUUGAAUGCUCGAAACUCAGAGGAGACAAAUGGCACUCCGAGUUUAAGGAGUAAUUUAAUGGGUGAAGCUUGGCGCCAGAAGGUGCUACAAUGCACAACAGUCAUAGCUAAUGUAAGAGAAUGUGCCGCUUUGAUUGAAAGCAUAAUGGCACCUAAGCGUAAUGCAAAAAGCAUAGUUUCGUUUGAUUGUGAAGGUAUAAAUCUCGGCCUAAAAGGAGUAUUGACGUUAUGUCAAAUAGCUACCAUGAAUGGUGAAGUAUACAUACUAGAUAUAAUGGCAUGCCCAGGCAUGGUUAUUGAAGGUAAAAUUAAGGAUCUACUUGAGAGUGAGAAUGUUGUCAAAAUUAUACAUGACUGCAGAAAUGACUCUGUAAAUUUGCAUAAUCAGUUUGAGAUUGUUUUGAAAAAUGUUUUUGAUACACAGGCAGCGCAUGCUGUACUACAAUUACAGCAACAGGGAGUGCCAGUCUACAAAGUAAAAAACCUAAGUCUUAAUGCCUUAUGUGAAUUGUAUAAUGCACCGAUGAAUCCUAUGAAGGAACAGUUAAAAAAUGUCUACAGAAGAGAUCAACGCUACUGGGCUCGAAGACCUUUGACAAAGGAUAUGAUUAUUUAUGCAGCUUCCGAUGUACUAUCACUGGUUAAUUCAGCAAUUUAUGCUUACAUGUCUGGCAAUAUUAAGCUAGAGAACCAACAGCUCUUUGAAGAACUGAGUAAUGAACAAGUAUUUAUGCACAUACAACCGACAGAAGUUAAAUUAAGGAAAAGGCAAAGGAAAAUUAAUACAGAGGUUGGUGAAUUGAAACAAAAGUUGGCAGAAACCACUAAGAAUAUUGUACUUAGUAACAGAGAAAUAAGGUUAUUAAGGUACAUUGAGCUCACUGAGGAAGAAAAAGAGAAAUUGAAGGGUUGCCAUAAAAUAUCCAAGAAACUGGAGAAGUUGGAAGCCAUUGGACAUGAAAAAGAUUCUGACUCUGAAGAUGAUGAAAGAGAAAAUGAGAUGGCUAGCUUAGAGUCAAACCCCUCUGAUCCUAUAUCAUCACCACACUCCACACAACCACCAAGCCUCACAGAAUCCAUGCAGAUGAUGGAUGAAAUUUUGUCAGAUGCAAAUAUGGACAAAGUUGAAAAGAUAAACCGACUGGAAGCGAUUCUGUCUGCUGUUGCUCCGCUCAGUGGAGAGCUAGAGGAUAAAUUCUCACAAACAAUGGAACAGACAUUGCCAUUGCUCAAAAACAAGGACUGGUCCAAUCUAAGCCAAAUUUUGAACUUAGGAGAACCAGAUAGAAAAAGCUGUUGCUGCAGAUGCCAUAAUCCGCCUUUGGAGGAAGUUAAGUGCAAUGAUCUCAAUGAAACUAAGAAGUUAGAGGUUGGCUCACAAACUCUUAGCACAGGGGACAUUGUGAUUACGCGAAUUCACUUCAGGGAGGAGGAUAAAGCAAACGAAAGGAUUCUUGAUGCAUCCCCAUUGAGCAAAAGGGUAGGUAUUAAUAAUAUGUCUUGA
This is a messenger RNA of Arctia plantaginis, 2577 nucleotides long. Lineage: Eukaryota; Metazoa; Arthropoda; Insecta; Lepidoptera; Erebidae. The record is from the annotation of a GenBank genome assembly.